AUGAUCGACGAGCGAUCAACUACUAUUUGUGAUAUCCCAGCUGGAAGUAGACAACUGACCGUACGGUCGACCAUCUGUCCUUCCGAUCGUGCUCAUGGUCAAAACCUACCCAUUGACUUUAAUGAUCUGAGCUGGCCGGGCUCCAGCGAAAAAGGGCCCUUUACGUCGAUUGGUAACGAAAAUGAAGAGCGAAUUCAGAAGCUUGCGGAAGCCGUGCGGAUAAUACUGAAGUGCGUGGGUGAAAACCCGGAGCGAGAGGGUCUACUCCAUACUCCAGAGCGAUAUGCUAAAGCCAUGCUCUAUUUCACCAAGGGCUAUGAGGAGAGAGUUGUGGAUCUGGUUAAUGGGGCUAUUUUCCAUGAGAGCCAUGAUGAAAUGGUCGUUGUGAAAGAUAUCAAUAUCUCUUCUCUCUGCGAACACCACAUGGUUCCAUUUACUGGAAAGAUACACAUCGGUUACAUCCCAAACGGCCGCGUCCUUGGUCUCUCCAAACUAGCUCGAAUCGCAGAGAUGUUUGCUCGCAGACUCCAAGUUCAAGAGCGUUUGACCAAAGAGGUUGCUAUUGCCAUUUCAGAUGUCCUCAAGCCCCAAGGUGUCGGCGUCGUGAUGAGCUCUUCCCACCUGUGCAUGGGUAUGCGCGGCAUACAGAAGGUCGGAAGCACUACCACCACUAGCUGCAUGCUGGGAUGCAUGCGCUCAGACGCGCAGACUAGAGGGGAGUUCCUGGCACUUCUAGCCCAAAUUUGA
Penicillium brasilianum is the source of this 747-nucleotide messenger RNA. Lineage: Eukaryota; Fungi; Ascomycota; Eurotiomycetes; Eurotiales; Aspergillaceae. The record is from the annotation of a GenBank genome assembly.